GAGCACUUAACAGCACGCUGCGUAAUAGUUGGCAACGCAAUACAACACGUGCGGACGAUAAACAGCUGGCUUUGUAAAUUGUGGAAGCGAAACAAAGCCAAAUUCGUUAACUAAAUCUUAACAAUGUCUGCUAGUAAGCAAAAGAAACUGAAUAAAAUGGAGGUGGAGUCCAACGAGGACGACUCCAGUUCCAGCGAGGAUGAUGACGACGACGAACCGCAUCCAGAUGCCUAUAAAGGAAACGAGGAGGUGCAAAUCGAAUUUGAGGGACGAGCUCCGGUAGAUCCCGAUGCACAGGGAAUCUCUCAACUGCUGCAGCGACUAUUCCUUCGUGCCCACAUCAACUUAAACCAAAUGGCGGAUCUGAUCAUAGCCCAAAAUUUCAUAGGGAGUGUGAUCUGCCAGUGCGACGAUGAGGGUACAGAGAGCGAAACGGAGGACGACAACAUGGUCGAGGAUGGCACUAUAUUUGGAAUCACCUCUGUGCUGAACCUGACCGCCAAAAAGGAUCAGCCCAGCAUCGCCCAGUUAAGGACCUACAUACUGGAUCGCGCCAAGACGCACGCUUCUCAGGAGGUUCAGCAGCAGCUGAAGGAGAUUCUAGACAGCGAGCAGCGCCAUGUGGGAUUCUUGAUCAACGAGCGCUUUAUCAACAUCCCAGCCCAGAUCUCCGUGCCACUGCUGCAGAGUCUGCAGCAAGAAAUCGAAGCCGCCAAGGCCAAGAAAAUGAAGUUCGACUUUGGCACUCUGCUGCUGCUGGUUAAGUUCUACAGGAAAGAGUCGAAGAAGGGGAAACCAGGCGAGGACAUCUACACCAACGCUGAGGAUGAGUUGCUUUCGGAUCGGGCUAAGUUCUCCUUCGAGUAUUCCAUGGCCUCUGAGGCCGAUUCGGGCAUGGCUGGCGAUUGGCUGGAAGGCGAUGCCGUGAUGACACCCUACAGGAAACUCCUGGUCCUGGAGGCCAAGAAACUUCCGCAGCUUAUUGACGAUAUACAACGCUUUAUUAAUGGCGAAUAAAUAUUUUUGAAUUUAAAA
Drosophila simulans is the source of this 1035-nucleotide messenger RNA. Its product is annotated as protein BCCIP homolog. The record is from RefSeq and is a predicted model, not a curated record. Gene Ontology annotation, cellular component: nucleus. Bases 124 to 1017 code for a protein of 297 amino acids. Lineage: Eukaryota; Metazoa; Arthropoda; Insecta; Diptera; Drosophilidae. The transcript has 3 exons.